Limanda limanda (common dab) is the source of this 1539-nucleotide messenger RNA. Its product is annotated as E3 ubiquitin-protein ligase TRIM39-like. Gene Ontology annotation, molecular function: protein binding; zinc ion binding. Bases 1 to 1539 code for a protein of 512 amino acids. The transcript is spliced from 2 exons. The record is from RefSeq and is a predicted model, not a curated record. NCBI's taxonomy places the organism in Eukaryota, Metazoa, Chordata, Actinopteri, Pleuronectiformes, Pleuronectidae.
AUGGCUUCCAGAUUAGAAGAAGAUCUCUGCUGUCCCGUCUGCCAUUAUGUCUUCAGAGAUCCUGUUCUUCUGUCAUGUAGCCACAGCUUCUGUAAAGACUGUGUGAAGAGCUGGUGGAGAGACAAAGAAGUAAAAAAGUGUCCACUUUGUAAGAGAAGAUCUUCAGAGCAUGAACCACCUUGUAACCUGGCGUUGAAGAACCUGUGUGAGGUCUUCUUACAGGAGAGAGAUCAGAGCUCUUCACAUGCUCUCUGCAGUCUGCACUCAGAGAAACUCAGACUCUUCUGUCUGGAGCAUCAGCAGCCAGUGUGUCUCAUGUGCAGAAACUCAGAAAAACACACCGACCACAGAUUCAGGCCCAUCGAUGAAGCUGCACAACAACACAAGAAGCAGCUUCAGGAAACUCUGGAGCCCUUGAAGAAGAAGUUACAGAGUUUAGAACGUGUUAAAGUAGAGUUUGAACAAACAGCAGAACACAUUAAGGUCCAGGCCGGACUCACAGAGACGCAGAUCAAGGAGCAGUUUAAAAAGCAUCAUCGGUUUCUGGAGGAGGAAGAGGAGGCCAGGAUGGCUGCACUGAGGGAGGAUGAGGAGCAGAAGAGUCGGAUGAUGAAGGAGAAGAUAACGUCUCUUUCAGACACAAUCAGAACCACAGAGGAUGAGCUGGGAGCUGAAGACGUCUCGUUCCUGCUCAACUACAAGGCUGCAGUGGAACGAGUCCAGCAGCGCCCCCUGCUGGAUGAUCCACAACUGGUCUCAGGAGCUCUGAUAGACCAGGCCAAACAUCUGGGCAACCUGAGCUUCAACAUCUGGAACAAGAUGAAGGACAUGGUCUCCUACAGUCCUGUGGUUCUGGACCCAAACUCUGUUCAUCCAGGACUCAUCCUGUCUGAAGAUCUGACCAGUUUGAAACGAGGAGCGAGACAGAAGCUUCCUGACAAUCCAGAGAGGUUUGAUCAUUACGUAGAAGUCCUGGGAUCUGAAGGUUUUAACUCAGGGACUCACAGCUGGGACGUCCUGGUUGGAGACAGUCCUGACUGGACACUGGGUGUGUCACUAGAGUCUGUCCCGCGGAAGGGAGGUAAACUGUCUGGAUACUGGGGAAUAACGUUCUAUGAAGGUAAAUACUCAGCAGAGUCACCAUCAGGAGUAUCUUAUCUCUCUGUGCAGAAGAUCCAGAGGAUCAGAGUGAAACUGGACUGGAGCAGAGGAGAACUGUUGUUCUCUGAUCCUGACACUAACAAACACAUUCACACUUUCAAACACACUUUCACUCAGAAGAUGUUUCCAUACUUUAGCACUCAAUAUCCCUUGAAGCUGUUACCUGUGAAUCAGAAGCUGCCGGGCCCUGGCAGUCACCAGCGCUGUCAGAUCAAGUCAAUAACGAUCUCCUGGAAGCUGUUCAACAACCCAAAGCCAUCCGUCAGGGAAACAAAGCUCGGCCCGCAGCGCGGUCUGGCCCAAAAUGCAGCCAUUCAUCGCGAGGGAGAAGCCGGAGCGCUGGCCAAGCCUUUCAUGGCCAGAGAAAAGGAUCUGUAA